Molecule: messenger RNA, 1240 nt
Organism: Lobosporangium transversale
Lineage: Eukaryota; Fungi; Mortierellomycota; Mortierellomycetes; Mortierellales; Mortierellaceae
Product: kinase-like domain-containing protein
Exons: 8
Coding region: 74-1201 (375 amino acids)
Biological process (GO): cellular response to oxidative stress; protein phosphorylation
Molecular function (GO): calmodulin binding; ATP binding; calcium/calmodulin-dependent protein kinase activity
Source: RefSeq, a predicted model, not a curated record
UUUUUUUUUUGGAUUGUUACAUUAAACUCAUUGCAUUUCGCAUCGUCUCGUUUCAUUCUUACUCGAUUCAAUCAUGUCUACAACACCUGCUAUUGUGCCCUGCAAGUACAAAACAGGUCGUACGCUAGGCGAGGGUACAUACGCUGUUGUCAAGGAGGGUGUUCAUAUCGAAACAGGAAAGAAAUAUGCGGUCAAGGUCAUCAGCAAGAAGCUCAUGGAAGGAAAAGAACAUAUGAUCCGCAAUGAAAUUGCGGUCCUUCGACGGAUUUCGAUUGGACAUCCCAACAUCUUGACGCUUGUAGAUUACUUUGAGACAUUAAACAACCUCUAUCUUGUAACGGAAUUGGCGGAAGGAGGAGAAUUGUUCGACAGGAUAUCCCAAAAGGGUAGCUAUUAUGAACGAGAUGCGGCCCAUCUUGUUGCAACUAUCUGCAGUGGUGUUGCCUAUCUUCACGAACAGGGUGUUGUUCAUCGUGAUUUAAAGCCUGAAAACUUAUUGUUUAAAACUGCCGAUGAAGACAGCCGGCUUUUGAUUGCGGAUUUUGGAUUGUCAAGGAUUAUUGACCAUGAAUCAUUUCACGUGUUGACAACCACUUGCGGUACUCCUGGAUAUAUGGCACCAGAGAUUUUUAAAAAGUCUGGACAUGGCAAACCCGUUGAUAUGUGGGCAUUAGGUGUCAUCACCUACUUUUUGCUCUGUGGCUACACACCUUUUGAUCGUCAAAACAGUAUGGAUGAAAUGCAUGCAAUCUUGCAUGCUGAAUACCAUUUCGAGCCCAUCGAGUAUUGGGAAGGCGUAUCUGAGACAGCCAAGUCAUUUGUCAGUAGGUUAUUGACGGUGGAUCCAGAUUUGCGUAUGACAGCUGCCGAGGCACUUCAACAUCCAUGGUUGACUCAACUUCAACCAGAACGUUCUCAACUAGAACAACAACAUCAACAACAAUACCAGUCAACCUCGGUAUCGGGCUUAGCACAAGCUCAGGAAGGAUCUUUAGACAUGGAGGGGGUUGUCGUUCAACGCGAUCUGUUGCCUAAUAUGAAGGCCCGUAUGAAUGCCCACGCCAAAAAUAAGUUCCGUAAUGCUGUCCAAGUAGUGAAGGCUAUCAACAAGAUGCGAAGUGUACAUGAAGAGUUGGCGCGAGUUCACCCAGAAGAUCCUUCGCAUGUAUUGCGUCGUGACGAUGAUAUGGACAUGGUGUAAAAAAAAGAAAAGAAAAAAAUACUCCAAAAACAAAUAAAC